Zasmidium cellare ATCC 36951 is the source of this 870-nucleotide messenger RNA. RefSeq lists its product as uncharacterized. The coding region runs from base 1 to 870 and encodes 289 amino acids. The transcript is spliced from 2 exons. The record is from RefSeq and is a predicted model, not a curated record. NCBI's taxonomy places the organism in Eukaryota, Fungi, Ascomycota, Dothideomycetes, Mycosphaerellales, Mycosphaerellaceae.
AUGACGAGUCUCGGUGCGUUCGAGACAGUUCUAUGUCCGAAGAAAAAGAAAGAACGGUUCAGCGAUGCUGAGGUUGUCGAGACACCACUCCGUGCCUCACGGAUCAACAGAGAACACGACGAGCCGUCCGCUGUCAAGACACCCCGGGCCUCAAGGAUCAAGAAAGAACGGUCAGCGAUGAAGAUUCCAGCGGUCUGUCUCACAAGUCAAGAAAAAGCCGGCCGUUGUCGAAACAACCAUGCCUCAAAGAUCAAGAAAGAGCCAUUUGGCGAUAAUUACGUUGUCGAGACAGCCCCGCGCCUCAAAUAUCAGGACACCCCGAACCUCAAGGAUCAAGAAAGACUCGAUCGUAGACUGUUCUCAAGAAACCCCGUGCCUCAACGAUCAAGAAAGAUCUGGUCGGCGAUGACCAGUCUGGCGAUGGCUAGUCUGGUUCUUGGAACAGCCGUGUCUCGAAAGAUCAAGAAAGAACCGGUUAGCGAUGAAGAGUCUGCUAUCGAGAUCCUAGGGCCCAAGAACGCUAGCCAUGCGGAGGUCGAGCCUGUGCAUGAUGACGAGAUAUUUGAGCCGCCCGAAGCCUCGAAGGAAGGCACUGGAGACGCCUAUCCUAUCCUUCCGGCGAGCGGUACGCCUGGCAAAGAUUCGCAGCAGUUCCCAUCGAAUCGAACGACCAUAGUGACUAUGACCCAGCACUUUCAGACCCGCCGGCGAUAUCUGCCCCACAACGGCGCUAAUAAACAGCCCGUCACCUCAGACGAUUCUGUGGUUUUGGCGAUUACGUUCUCGAAGACGAACGGUGAGAAGAAGGCGGGAGAAACUCAGCAGUUCCUCGCCACGCCAACAACAAAAACAAGAUUCAGAAGGAAUUGA